This is a messenger RNA of Acaulospora morrowiae, 817 nucleotides long. The record is from the annotation of a GenBank genome assembly. Lineage: Eukaryota; Fungi; Glomeromycota; Glomeromycetes; Diversisporales; Acaulosporaceae.
AUGAGUACUUUUGGUACAAUUUUUCGAGUGACAACUUAUGGUGAAUCUCACGGUAAAUCUGUCGGCUGUAUAGUGGACAACUGCCCUCCCGGGUUGCCCCUUGUCGAAAGCGACAUACAAACCCAGCUUAGUAGACGAAGGCCUGGACAGAGCGAUUUAACUACACCACGCGACGAAAAGGACCUAGUUACCAUACAAUCAGGAACGGAAUUUGGAGUAACUCUUGGGACACCAAUUGGAUUAUCAGUUCCCAACAAAGAUCAACGUCCACAUGAUUAUUCGGAAACGGACCUUUACCCAAGGCCUAGUCAUGCUGAUUGGACCUAUCUGCAAAAGUACGGCGUCAAGGCUAGCAGCGGUGGUGGAAGAUCGUCAGCCAGAGAAACGAUAGGACGAGUUGCAGCCGGCGCGAUCGCAGAGAAAUAUCUUAAGCUUGCACAUGGAAUUGAAAUCGUAGCAUUCGUUUCAUCAGUCUCAAAUGUUGCGAUGCCUUUCAUUCAGGCUGAGGACGAAAGUGCUUUUCCACAGAGUUUCUGGGAUUUGUUAAAUGUCAUUACCAGAGAAGAGGUCGAUAAGGAUAUUGUGCGAUGCCCAGACCAAGAAAUUUCCGAAGAGAUGCGAAAGCGAAUUCUCGAAGCAAAAGCAGCUAAUGACUCGGUAGGAGGAACUAUUACCUGUGUCAUUCGUAAUGUACCACCAGGUUUAGGAGAGCCAUGUUUUGAUAAACUGGAAGCAAAAUUAGCGCACGCAAUGCUCUCAAUUCCAGCUACAAAGGGAUUUGAGAUUGGAAGUGGUUUUAAGGGAACUACGUUAUUUG